Molecule: messenger RNA, 6684 nt
Organism: Cheilinus undulatus (humphead wrasse)
Lineage: Eukaryota; Metazoa; Chordata; Actinopteri; Labriformes; Labridae
Gene: ptch1
Product: patched 1
Exons: 24
Coding region: 400-5091 (1563 amino acids)
Biological process (GO): smoothened signaling pathway
Cellular component (GO): plasma membrane
Molecular function (GO): smoothened binding; hedgehog family protein binding; hedgehog receptor activity
Source: RefSeq, a predicted model, not a curated record
GGUCUUUUUCUCCUUCUACUAUUGAAUCUCAGAGUUGGCCGUGACGCGCGGCCCAUGGGAAGACCACAUAGAUCUCACCAGAAUGCUACGACCAUCGAGCUUUCUCAGCCGACAACUUGUGUAUGGGAAUCCCUUUGCGCAGCUCGCUUUUUGAGAGAGAAACACACUUUUUUGACGAGACUCGGUGAAAGCGGUGAGAGCGGUGGAGACCUCCGGAUCACGAAAUGUUGGGAUGGAAGGCGCAGACUUUGACUCGCCGUCUCCAACAGGAGUAUGAAGUCCUACUUGACGGGUGUGAGAUCUCCGAGAGUGAAACUUUGUUGCCUUGGGAUAUCGCUACACGCUUUCGGGGAAAUACAAUAAAGUGGGAAACGAUUACCACCUCGCAGUCCCCGCAACAUGGCCUCGGCUGCUAAUGCGCCCUCCGAGCAGGAAAACAGAGACCCCGACCGGCCGAGGAUAACGCGGAGGAAUAGGGGGGACUAUACCCGCAACACACCGCUGGAUUUGGAGUAUUUGCAGCGGCCGAGUUACUGCGAUGCGGGCUUCGCUUUGGAGCAAAUCACAGAGGGCAAGGCGACGGGGAGGAAAGCACCUCUAUGGCUGAGGGCGAAGUUCCAGAGACUUUUAUUUAGGCUGGGCUGUUACAUACAAAAGAACUGCGGGAAGUUUUUGGUUGUGGGUCUGAUGAUUUUUGGAGCUUUUGCCGUGGGCUUACGGGCAGCUAAUCUGGAGACGGACGUGGAGAAACUCUGGGUGGAAGUUGGUGGGCGUGUGAACCAGGAGCUGAAGUACACACGGCAGAAGAUAGGCGAGGAGGCCAUGUUUAACCCUCAGCUGAUGAUCCAGACGCCGCGGGAGGAAGGAGCAAAUGUUUUAACGGUGGAGGCGCUCCUGCAGCACCUGGAUUCAGCUCUGAGAGCCAGCAGAGUUCAUGUUUACCUUUAUAAUAGACAAUGGAAAUUAGAACACUUAUGCUACAAAUCAGGAGAACUAGUCACAGAAACUCAUUUUAUGAAUCAGAUCAUCGAAAAGCUACAUCCCUGCCUCAUCAUCACCCCUUUGGACUGUUUCUGGGAGGGAGCCAAGCUCCAGUCAGGAAUGGUCUAUCUCCCAGGUAAAGACCCUCUUCAAUGGACCAACUUUGACCCUAAGGAGUUCCUUGAGGACUUGCGAAAGGUGAACUUCCCUGUAGAAGGCUUCGAGGACAUGUUGGAGAAGGCGGAUGUUGGACACGGAUACAUGGAUAGACCCUGCUUGAACCCUUCUGACCCUGACUGUCCUCUCACUGCGCCCAAUAAGAACUCAACAAAGCCAUUCGACGUGGCGCGGGCUCUAAGAGGAGGCUGCCACGGUCUGUCCAGGAAGUACAUGCACUGGCAGGAGGAACUGAUCGUAGGAGGGACCACCAAGAACGGCAGCGGACCCCUGCUCAGUGCCCAGGCCUUACAGACCAUGUUCCAGCUGAUGACUCCCAAGCAGAUGUUUGAGCACUUUCGGGGCUACGACGAUGUUUCCCACAUCAACUGGAAUGAGGAGAAGGCUGCAGCGAUCCUGGAAGCCUGGCAGAGGAGAUACUCUGAGGCCGUGUUGCAGAGCGUGGCAGCAAAUUCGUCCCAGAAGGUUUUGUCAUUUACCACCACCACGCUGGAGGACAUCCUCAAGUCUUUCUCUGACAUCAGUGUCAUCCGUGUCGCCAGUGGUUACCUGCUGAUGCUGGCCUAUGCGUGUCUGACUAUGCUGCGGUGGGACUGUGCCAAGUCACAGGGGGCUGUAGGGCUGGCGGGUGUCCUGCUGGUGACGCUCUCUGUGGCGGCUGGUCUGGGCCUCUGCUCUCUGCUGGGCAUUUCCUUCAAUGCUGCCACCACACAGGUGCUACCCUUCCUGGCUCUGGGCGUUGGAGUGGAUGAUGUCUUCCUCCUCGCUCAUGCCUUCAGUGAGACCGGCCAGAACAAGAGGAUCCCAUUUGAGGACCGUACGGGCGAGUGUCUGAAGAGGACGGGGGCCAGCGUGGCUCUUACUUCCAUCAGCAACGUCACAGCAUUCUUCAUGGCAGCCCUCAUCCCUAUCCCAGCGCUCAGGGCCUUUUCUCUCCAGGCUGCAGUCGUGGUGGUGUUCAACUUUGCCAUGGUGCUUCUAAUCUUCCCAGCCAUCCUCAGCAUGGACCUCUACCGACGAGAAGACAGGCGUUUCGACAUUUUCUGCUGCUUCUACAGCCCAUGUGCCAAUCGUGUCAUCCAGAUUGAGCCUCAUGCGUACCUGGAUGGUGUGGAUGCGAGCCGCUACAGCCCUCCCCCAUCAUAUCGUACCCCUCCUCCCUCGUACCAGACGCCUCCUCCCAGCUACAGCAGCCCCCCUCCUUCGUACAGCAGCCACGGCUUUGCCCAGCAGACACAAAUCACCAUGCAAUCCACAGUUCAACUCAGGACCGAGUAUGACCCCCGCACCCAGGCCUUCUACACCACAGCUGAGCCCAGAUCCCAGAUCUCUGUACAGCCCAUCAACCCAGCGCCCACCAGGAGCAACCAGAACAACGAUUACUACAGCACCAACGCAGGCAACAGCAGGAGCGGCAGCAGCAACCACGGCAACCUCAACAACAACAACAGUGGGAGCAGAAGCAACGGGGGAUCACGGAGCUCCGACGCCUUCUCCCAUCAUCAUCCUGCAUCUUCUCCUGCUGCUCCGAGUGUCAGCUCAGCUCCUCAAGGUGAUGCAGCCUCAUCUACAGGACACAUCCCAGAGAAUAACAGCUCUACACGGGACCUGUUGUCCCAGUUUGGAGACGGCACAUUGGGGCAACGUUGCCUUGAGCCUCCCUGCUCUCGCUGGACACUGGCUUCUUUCGCUGAGAGACACUAUGCUCCAUUCCUUCUGCAGCCCACUACUAAGGUCAUUGUGAUCGUGCUUUUCCUUUGCUUGCUGGGAGUCAGUUUAUACGGGACCACACAGGUGAGAGACGGCUUAGAGCUGACGGACAUCGUACCCAGGGAAACCAGCGAGUAUGACUUCAUCGGUGCUCAGUUCAAGUUCUUCUCAUUCUACAACAUGUACGUGGUGACGCAGCGGGCAGACUACGCCCACAACCAGCCUCUGCUGCACCAGCUCCAUCAGAGGUUCCACACUGUCCGCUACGUGUUGAAAGAGGACAACGGACAGCUACCCCGCAUGUGGCUGGACUACUUCAGGGAUUGGCUGCAAGGUCUCCAGCAGGCAUUUGACAAAGACUGGGAGGCCGGCCGCAUCACCAGCACCAGCUACAAGAACGGCUCCGAUGAUGGCAUCCUGGCGUACAAGCUUUUGGUGCAGACAGGACGCAGGGAGAGGCCAAUCAACCUUAACCAGUUGACUCGUCAGAGGCUUGUGGAUGCAGACGGCAUCAUCAACCCUGGGGCUUUCUACAUCUACCUAACCGCCUGGGUCAGCAAUGAUCCUGUGGCCUACGCCGCCUCGCAGGCCAACAUCCGCCCACACCCUCCUGAGUGGCUCCAUGACCGUACCGACUCCAUGCCCGAGACACGCCUCAGCAUCCCGGCAGCUGAGCCCAUCGAAUACGCACAGUUCCCCUUCUACCUCAACGGGCUCCGUGAGACGCCACAGUUUGUGGAGGCCAUCGAGAGCGUGCGGGCUAUCUGCAGCAACUACAGCCGACAAGGACUGCCCUCCUACCCAAACGGCUACCCUUUCCUUUUCUGGGAACAGUAUGUUAGUCUGCGCCACUGGCUCCUGCUGUCCAUCAGUGUUGUGCUUGCCUGCACCUUUCUCGUCUGUGCACUCUUCCUGCUCAAUCCGUGGACCGCCGGCAUCAUUGUAUUGGUGCUUUCUCUCAUGACAGUGGAGCUGUUUGGCUUCAUGGGUCUGAUGGGAAUCAAGCUGAGUGCUGUGCCUGUGGUCAUCCUCAUUGCCUCUGUGGGCAUUGGAGUGGAGUUCACCGUCCAUGUUGCUCUGGCGUUCCUGACAGCCAUAGGGGAUCGUCACAAGCGGGCAGUGCUGGCGCUGGAGCACAUGUUUGCUCCAGUGCUCGAUGGAGCCUUUUCCACCUUGUUAGGCGUCCUCAUGCUUGCUGGCUCUGAGUUCGACUUCAUCGUCAGGUAUUUCUUUGCAGUGUUGGCCAUCCUUACAGUUCUUGGAGUUCUGAAUGGAUUGGUCCUUCUUCCAGUAUUAUUGUCAUACUUUGGGCCGUAUCCAGAGGUGUCGCCAGUUGAUGGUCGUAGCCGAUUACCAACUCCAUCUCCAGAGGCCCCUCCUCCUGUGGUCCGCUUCUCUGUCCGUCCUCACCACACCACCGGGACCACCACCUCUGGUGCAGCUUCAGACUCUUCAGACUCUGAGUACAGCUCAAACACCACAGCGUCGGGUAUCAGCCAGGAGCUACAGAACUACAACCUUCCCUCCUAUCAAAGAGGCCAAACUCGAGCAGAGGAGCAGCAGUACCACCUCCAGGCCAGCAGGGGCAGGGCAGCCAGGAUAGAGGAGGGGAGGAGAGCAGGAUCAGGGCCCAGACGCUCAGCCAGGCAGCCUGAGCCUCCAGCUUAUACUUCGAAUGUGUCCUCUCAGGGUUGUGAUUCUGGGCCCCAGUCCAGGGCUACUCAGCGUAACAGCAGCAGGGACCCCAAGAGCCAGCUGCACUGGCAGGCCCCGCCCCCAGCCCGCCCGCGCAUGGACGCUUUUGAAACUGCUACUGAGGCUGGGGGCCAUCAUGGCUCUCACAGCCAUAGAGAACACUCAGCAGGUCACAGGGCCCGCUCUACCCACAACCCACAGCCUAAUCACCACCUCCCACACCACCACCCCAGCUCCACCCCAUACUGCCAACCCAUCACCACAGUAACAGCGUCAGCCUCUGUCACUGUCGCCGUCCACCCACCCCCUUUGUCCAACCAGAACCCCCCUACUUCUUCUUAUCCAGGAUACACUGCAACGGACAGUUACUGCCCAUUAGGGCAGGAGGAGCCGGAGACUGUCUUCCAAGACCCACAUGUGCCGCUGGACACCCAUUCGGGAGUCAGGGGGGUCCAGGUGGAGGCCAUGGAGCUUCAGGAUUUGGACUUUGAGGCAGCUGAGAGCAACAGUGGCAGGCGGGCAAGCUGAGUUGUGGAGAACUGAAUCACAGCGGCCAAAGACUCGGCCUGGCACAGCCCAGCCCAGCGUAGCCCAGCCUGGCUCGAUCCCGGCAGAGAACAAGUGUCCAGUGUUGCCGUCAUGGUGCUCAUUCUUACUGUAACCCAGUGGACUAUUGUCUUAGAUAUUUCUAUCUAUAUUUAAAAGAUGUAUACAUAUGUAAAUAUGAACAAAAAGUAGCUAUAAUUUUAGGAGAUGUACAACUCCUCAUGUUAACAGACUGGGGCUGCCAUUGUAUAUGGUGUGAGUGAGUGAGUGUAUGAGUGCGAUUGUGUGUAUAUGUGAGGGAGCGAUAGAUUUCUGAUUACUGUUCACUCAUCUGUGGAUCUGUGCCAUUAGGAAGCUUCAUCUAGACAAACAUACCUGUCAGCAUUCACUGUUGCUGCUCAAAGUAUAGAUAUAUAUUUUUAAAUGAUAAACAUUUAUAACUCUAUGCAAACGUCUCUUUAAACAAAAGAAGUGAUCUGUCUUCAUAUGUGUUUGUGUGUAGGAGGUGAGUGUAGUGCUGUGAUAUUUUUCUGGCUUAAACAUCAGAUCCAUCCUGAGAACAGACUAACAUUAACACUCAUUUCUACAUGAGGGGAAGUGUUAGCUUUAUCAAACAGGGCUAUGAUUUAUGUGUGGAUGUGUGUGUGUUUAUUGUUGUAUAAAGGUACGCAUGUUAAUCUAUUAAUUUUUUAUCACAAACCUGUGGUAGUUAUGAAACAAUUACUGUUUAACUUGACACGCUAUGCGUGCUAUUUAAGACGAGCAGAAAUGAAGAAAUUUUAAAGCUGUUUUUUUUUUUUUUGCUUUUUUUAAAAUUUUUUUUGCUUUUGUUUGUUUUGUUCUUUUAGCCAUUCCUCUGCAUUGGAACCUGUUUCUGCUCCCAGCUUUGUAUCACUGUGUUAGGCUGCUCUCUGGUCGUAUUUUACUGUAAGAGGUUAUGUAUUGUUUACCCUAGCAGGCUCCACACAGGUUCUAUCUCAUUUACUGACAUACACUCCGUAAACCCACCUCAACAAACUCACUCUGCCGUCACAUUACUGAUUCUGGAACAGGGUCAACACGGGGCACUAACUCUGUACCCUACGUGCUUGUGUCUAGUGGAUAAGCUAAAUCUCUGACUUUAUACUGUAACCUGACUCAGCAUGGCACUUGACUGCAUUUAAACACAGAAAUAUCUCUCCUCAAGUAGCUCUUUAUUUCUGUCCAAACAAUAAGCUAGCCCACGCAGCCUGCUAAGGGCUAAGCCCUAUAUGGCCUGACAAUGUGCUCUUUGUAUGUCUUCAUGUAUUCAUGUAUUCAUGUGUCUUUAAACAUUUCUCUGUUUGUGGUAGUUCAUCCUUGUACUCAGUCACAGCUCUCUUUAAGGCUGGCUACACACCAAACAUCCAUCCAUUUUCAAUACCGCUUAUCCCAUUCAGGGUCGCAGUGGGGCACGAGCCUAACCCAGCUGUCAUCUGGACUGGUCGCCAGUCAAUCGUAGGGCUGACAUAUAGAGACAGACAACAAGGCACACUCACAUUCACACCUACAGCCAAUUUAGAGUCACCAGUUAACCUAAUGAGCAUGUUUUUGGUG